Messenger RNA from Schistosoma haematobium, 6005 nucleotides. RefSeq lists its product as uncharacterized. Gene Ontology annotation, biological process: response to cold. The record is from RefSeq and is a predicted model, not a curated record. The transcript has 8 exons. NCBI's taxonomy places the organism in Eukaryota, Metazoa, Platyhelminthes, Trematoda, Strigeidida, Schistosomatidae. Bases 260 to 802 code for a protein of 180 amino acids.
CGCUGUUGCUUAUGUCGUCGACAUUAUUGUUUGCGGAUGACGUGAAAAUCCUUAUUACCGAAGACUGAUUUGACCGCUUUUGCAAAGCUGACGAAUUGUCGAGGUGACGCGCCAAUCAUUUAACGACGAUUUGACCUUCAAGGGCUCAGUAACCUUUGUCAGUGGUCGGUCCCUUUGAAUAUUUGCCGAUUCCGUUCCAAUUUGUUACAUGAACUGAUGUGUUAUCGGUGAAUAGCCGUUUGAAAGAUAUUUCGUGUAAAUGGCUACUAGUCCGCUGAAAUCUCUAGUGGAUACAACAAACAGGGAUUAUCCUUCAACCUUAAAGUUUUGCAUGUGUUGUUCUGCCGCUUUUCUUUCAGAAACUAUCACCUACCCACUCGAUAUACUUAAAACUCGCAUUCAGGUUUAUGGAGAACUACAGAACUCAUCAUACCCUGGAGUUAUUAAAAUUUGUUCCUCUGUCAUAAGAAAUGAAGGUCUGUUUAAACUUUGGCAAGGAUUAUCUCCAGCACUCUUCAGACACAUAAUUUAUACAGGAGCAAGGAUGCCAAUCUAUGAAAUUAUUCGCCAAGAUAUUUUCCAUUUACCUCCUGCAAGUCAUUUCACUGUAAAAUCAACUAAGAAUUCUUUCUCAGAUAAGUCACAUGUUAUGCCAAAACAGAAACUAUCUGCCAUGGAAAAAACGAACACUGAACUAAUUUAUGAGAAUAAUUCGAAAUUUGUUAUUCAAGCAGCUUUUACUGGGGUAAUAGCUGGAUCUUUUGCUCAGUUCUUAGCAAGUCCCAUUGAUCUAAUUAAGUAAUUUUAUUGUUUCAUUCAGGUUCGGUUGCAAACAGAACGCAGAUGGAUGUCAGAACAACAUCUGAAUAAUUACAAACCUUCUAAGCCAACUGAAUUGCCUACUGGUCAUCAACGCUUAAGUUUUACACGUACAGCUAAACAAAUUAUUUCCGAGGGUGGAAUUAUUGGAUUGUGGCGUGGAGGAUUACCUAGUGUUCAACGUGCAGCUCUUGUGAAUAUGGGUGAACUUACCACUUACGACACAUCAAAGCGUUGGUUUGCCGUGCGUUUUCAAUUAGAAGAUGGUACGCUACUUCAUGUUUGUGCAUCGAUUACGUCUGGUUUUGUUGCGGCAGUACUUGGGACACCAGCUGAUAUGAUAAAAACACGAAUGAUGAAUCAACGUACAACAGCAUCGUCGUCAAUAAAUGGAAGCGGUCUAUUAUAUGCCGGAGUGAUUGAUUGUUUUCGUAAAACUGUUAAAAAUGAGGGAUUCUCUGCUUUGUACAAAGGUUUCUUUUUGAUAUGGGCUCGCAUGGUAAGACGUUUUAUUUUUAUCGAAUUUUUCUGAUGAUUAAAGGAAGUAAUUUUCACAGUUACUCACUGUUUCAUUUAAUGGUUGAUAAAUACAAAUAAUAUAAUAAGAUUCACAUACUCACACCUUUCGAGUUGCUAUGAUUCGUUUUCAUAUCUGCUUCCAAUUCCCGAUGCAGUGUGUUGUUUGGCGUUCCUUUUCACCAUUUCCCUUCAUGAUUCGAAGUUGGCACUUGCCUCAUGUUGCAACUUGAUGAUUUCCUCAAUGUCUAUCCUAUCCACUUCCAACGUCUUUUCCUAUUUUCCUCCUUCUUGUUUUUAUUUCUUGAAUCUUGUGUAGGUUUUCUGUAAAGAUCCAUUCCUUAUGAUGAUACUUGUUGCUGCCUCCUGGCACAUCCUGACACGUUGAAGUUAGCGUUUCUUUGAUCCGUUCCCCGUUGUCCUCCAUCGUGGUUUCUUCUUUCAGUAGAUCCUGUAGGGGUUGGAAGCUGUUGUUGAGAGCCAUCUUGAAUUGGCUGAGUUUGUCAGUGUCUCGAAAAAAAGCUGUAUUGAAAUUGUGUAAUGAUGUUUCCCCUGUUUUCCAGUUCUUUUUUAGCUUCAGUUUCAUCUUGGCAACCACUAUGUAGAUGGUGAUCUGAAGCUAUGUCGGCUUCUCUCCUGGUUCUCACGUAUCCGAUUGACCUUGUUAAUUUUCUACUGAUGCAAAUAUGAUCGAUGUGGUUCUGUGUAGUGUGACCCGGUGAGGUAUACCCAUGUAGCUUUAUGUAUGCGUUUGUGUGGGAAUAUUGUGUUGCCUGUAACCAAUUUGCUGGACACACAGAUUUGUAUGUAUAUAUAUAUAUAUAUCUAUUUUCGUUCCUUUCUCCUAGUCCAUGUCGUUCCAUGAUAUCUUGAUACGAGGUGUUGUUCAUUCCGACUUUGGCGUUGAGGUCUCCCAUCAGGAUGGUCAGGUCCCUUCCUUAGCACUUCGCUAUGAUUGAUUGCAUCUUCUCGUAGAACUGAUUUUUAUCGUCGUCUUUGCUGUCGUUGGUGGUUACAUAGCAUUUGGUCACAUUGAUUUUGAUUCUCUCUUUUUUUUAAGGAUGCUUUGAUGAUCCUGAGUCCAUGAGAUUCCCAUCCUAUGAGUGCUUUGCAUGUUUCUUUGACCAGUAUCAGAACAACUCCAUGAGUAUGUAGAGCAUUUCCCUCUUCGCGACCAGAGUACAGCAGCAUCUCUCCCGAAUCCGUCAUGUUCUGUUCAGCUUGGAUUCAGUGGGUGUCACUGAUUCUGAGCAGCGUCAAGUUGUAUCUCCUCCUUUGUGUUGCUAUUUGACUGGUCUUUCAGGUCUCCCACGUUGUCUAAACAUUUCGUGAGGCAUCGGCCUCAUGUGUUCCGCCGAAGAAUCUGGACUUUCAUCACUAGGCGUGACAAUUGUUUUGAAUGAAGAUCCUUCAACUCCCAGUGCAUAGUUGAAGAUGUCUAAUUUAUUUGAUCUGGUUGGCAUUUUUAUGGAGAUUGUUUUUUAUGGGAUUUGGUUGCUGACCCCAUGCCCAACCCUCCUUUACUCGGUCUUGAGAACGGCAGUAGCCGUAGAAGAGCUAUAUGCGGAGUUAAUGAUGAAUACAACUUAUUUGAAACUGUUCGGUUGCUUUAGUGGGAAUAUUUCGGUGCAGCCAUGCACAUACUUUUGUACACUCGACUUUAAAGUGAAUUUUUUAUUGUGUAUGAUCAUGAUUGUAACUAGUAGUAGUAAUAGUGUAGUGAAUAGAACACGGGUGGGGACAAUCGGAUUGUAUUUAGUACAAAAUUACAGAGUUACUCGGUAUAAUAGAAAAACCAUAUAUUAAAUCGUUAGUUUGCAAAAUAUCAAUCCGUCAUAGCAAACCGGACUCUUCCUGUUGCAAUCAUCAAUCCAUUGUCUCAUGCAUUCAUGCGUUUUCUUACAAAUUGCAUUGUGUUCCCGCUCUUCCUUUCUUGAUCUUCCCCCAUCUUCUGCUGCCAGACAUUUUGUUUUUAACUCGCGUCAUAUACUACUUACAUCACUAUAAGUAGCACGCACCACAAUAGUACUAAACUGUAAAAACUGUAAUAGAUUAUGGAAUGAAUUUCAGACUUCCUACUCGAAAUUCGAAGAUUGAAUUCUUUCAACACAUUAUGUCUUGAGAGAAUUUCUAUUUUUAUCAAUGAACGGAUUUUUCACAUAACUAUACUUGAUCAUGUAUGUGUUGAUUUGUUAAUUCAGUUUCUUAAAUAGGAAAGUCUUUUUUUUCAGGGCUGAAUUAAUAUUUAGUCAUUGUAGCACUGUGUAUUACUACUACGCGCUUAAAUGAUUUAUUCUAACUUGCGGAUAAACAAAUUAUUCUUGUCUUUUAGAUUAUUAUAUCACAUAUUUUCACCUGUCAACUGCUGAUGUAUCGCCUUGAUCCUUUUUUAUACAUGUAUGAGCGAUUGUAUGUAUGCUUUUGCGUAAUUGCUUAUAUCUCAUGCUUAUAAAAUUCUGGGUCAGUAUUAUUAUGUAAUUCGCUGUAUUACCGAAUAACAAUAAAGCAUUGAAGUUCGGUAAUACAUUCUCUCCAUUUUUUAUCGCUUGUCUACCGUUCAACAUUUACAUGCCUGAAGUACAAGUAUCCUUAGUACAAUUUGUACUCAACUUUUAUCAUCAUUUAUGAGUGUUAAGAUUAGGUGCUAGAUUUAAGAGUGUUAGGGUUAGAUCAUGUAAUCAGUGUUUGAGAAUACUUCGUGCAUUAUUUGCCGACUCUGGGACUGGUUGGAAGAAGCGGAGAGGUGGUCAGUGCAUGACAUGGUGUCGUGGCAUGAAAGAAAGCUGCAAAGGACUGGCUUCUGUUGUUCCUUCACGACUCCCUGGUUGGGGUCUGAGAGAUGGUGCUACACAGUGGCUAGAGACGUUAUCAGAUAUGGCUCAGAAUAGAAGCCAGUGGCGAUCCUGCUGUAACCUUCUUUUACUUUCUUCAUAAAAAGUGGUUGUGUCUCCCUUACCUGAAAGAUUUCUUCCGAUUGUACCUUUGAGUUCCCUGAUUACUAGCACAUUACCUUACACCAAUCUCUUCGUUAUCGUUCUCUUUUUUUUUACGCUCCUUACCUUUUUUUCUCUUCGAAUUCUCAUUGUUUUGUGUGGCGCAUAUAUAUUGGCGCUCUCUUGUACCAAUAUUUAUGUGUUCAAAUAAAUAAAUAAAUAAAAAUGAUAGAAAAACAAUCGACCUCGUCCUGGAUCAGUUCAUACACUCUUAGAUAAAAUCUGCAUAUAAACGUAUUUCUGUUAACUUAACUUAUGCACCAUGUCAAAUCCACUAUGUGGUUGCAUGCAAGUUAUUCUUACCAAUUUUAAGCACUUUAGAUACUAAUUAUAAGAUACAUGUGUGAUGCAUACUACUUAUGCUGGCAGAUAUAAGUAGUAUGUAGCACCAGUCGGAAAUGGAACCGCUGGUAAAAGAAGAUCGCGAUGAAGAGAACAUGAAAGAAAUCUGAGAGCGAUUGUAACGACAACAGAGUUAGAGGCAUAAUCGCGUGUCUAAAGGUCAACGCAAAGAUGUGCGAAUAAUGUAUUCAGUGUAUGAUUUUUAUAUAUAUAUAGAUAUAGGUAUAUUGUACAUUGUUCUAAUCCUGUUUCUUAUUACAAUUUUAAUUCCUAAUUUUUUUUAUUUCUAAUUUAAUUUACAGGCACCUUGGUCUUUAACAUUCUGGGUAACCUAUGAAAAAAUACGUUGUCUAGCUGGAGUUGAUGGCUUUUAAUUGUUAAUUAAUAGAAUUUUAAGCAAUAUAGUUUAUUUCAGAUUGUUCUCUCUGCUAUUGGUUCAUAAUGGUAUUAAGUAGUAUUAGUAGUAGUAGUAUUAGUAGUGGUAGAUUAAUGGGAGAUACCCUUUAAAAAAAACAGUAUUGAACAAACAUUCUAUGUAAAAUUUAAUUCUAAAUUGUCUUUCAUUUGAAUUUGAACUUAGUUGUAAAGAAAAUUUCUAUUUUGAUUAUGAUUAUUAUCAUUCAUGUAAACUACCUAUUCAACUACUCGUUUUGCAAUAAAAUUAAUGUUUCUGUGUUAUUAUUAUUAUCAUCAUCGUUACUAUGUUUCAUCACUGAAUUCCGUGAUAUGGUCGAGGAUUAAGAGAGUUCAUUCUUUCUCUUAAAGUGCCUUCACAUAUUCACAUGUUUGUAGUUUUUGUUAAGAAAGUUCUAAUUACAUGGGCUUCAGUAUCUUGAAGGAACAAAUGGCAUAUGAACCAAUCGUUGGUCACCAAUUACCAUGAGACUGCAUCACCUAACAUUACUCCACUACCUUGUGGAUUAGAUCUUUAAGUCGAAGGCUCUGGGUGUGACCUAAGGAAACCACCUGCUUUGGUUUGGGCACCCGGGAAGUAUCCUAGCCCUCACAUAAAUCUAAUGAUUUAUGUAGUGCAUAUCUAUUUGAUGCCUUCUUGUAUCAAUGUUUAUAUGCUUCAAUAAAUAAAAAUAACUACCUUCCCUUUACGGACUUACUUCUGCAAAGUAGAUAAACAAAAAAAAUGAAUACACAUACAUAAAUAGUAGUUGCGUGACAUAGUGAAUGUAACAAAUGAAAUAGUUUAUUAAUAGUGAUAGUCAACUUUCAAUUGUCAACAGAAUAAAUUCUGUUAGAUUUCUUCAUGUUUCAUUAAAUAGCUUCACCUUCAAAUAAAAAACUCUAUACUGUUUUGAAUAAUUCCAAUAAAUAUUAAAGUAC